ACGACCUGUUAAAUGAAAAAAAAAAAUGAGUAAAAACAACCGAGAAAGGCACAUCUAGAUUAUAAUUAAAUAUAAAUCCAACUGGCUACGUAAUCACCAUCCGAAUUUUGGCUCUUCCUUGAACAGAAUAGCUAAACCAAUCGUAUCAUACAACUACUAACUCGGUGUUAACUUGAAAGAGGUAGGCAACGGCCUGCUAAAUUUAUCCCAGGGGCUAUCUUUCAAUUUUCUUUUUUACCGUGACUCCUCUCAUUUAGUUUUCUCCCCCUGGGCUACCACCAGAACGUGCACUCAACACCGCAACCCGGAGAGCCCCACAGAAAAAUCAGUCAAGCCUAAUAUCCCAGAUGAGCCAAGUUAUCCACCAUCCCAAAUCAUAUUUCCAAUACCAAAUAAUAAAAUUCAACCAUUCAAUUGCAUUUCCAUUUUCCCUUGGAAGCAAUCGACCGCGAGUAUAAACGCUCUCGGUGCGACAAUAAAUCGUUAAACGGUAUUACAUCUCUGAGUGAUCAUAAACGGAAAGGUUCAGCGAACCCGCGAGAUUUGAAAGCUAGUUUGUCAGGUGCGAAGUUGGUUUUUUUUAUUAUUAUUAUUUUUCAAUGACAAUGGAGCAGUCACAUGUAACAGAGGCUCCUGCCACUGCUCAUCGUCUUCAUCUAGGCGAUGGUAUAACACUGUCUGGUCUUCGUCGUGCCAUUUCCCAAGUGUCUAUGCUGGUGGUCAAGGCCACAACCUCGGGGGAAACUGCCUGGCGUGAAGAGUGUCUCAAAUAUCGACAGACGAGAUUCAGCUCUAGGCGAGUGAGAAAACGAGUGGUGUUUAAGCACGGUGAUUGCAACGUUGUCCAAGGAAACGUCGCCAAAAGACGUCGCAGAUAUCUCCAGGACAUUUUUACGACACUGGUGGAUGCUCAAUGGCGCUGGACUCUCCUCGUAUUCUCGAUGAACUUUUUACUCUCGUGGUUGGGGUUUGCGCUUGUCUGGUGGCUCAUAGCCUGGGCCCACGGCGAUCUCGACCCCCGAAAUUUCACUGACGCCAACAAAACUUUCACCCCCUGUGUCGAGGACAUUCACGGUUUCACCAGUUGUUUUUUAUUCUCCGUCGAGACUCAGCAUACCAUUGGGUAUGGAUCGAAGCACACGACGACAGAAUGCCCCCAGGCAAUAUUCGUAAUGUGCAUCCAAUCAAUGACCGGAGUUAUCCUACAGGCAUUCAUGGUUGGCAUUGUGUUCGCCAAGUUAUCACGUCCAAAGAAACGCACUCAAACCCUCUUAUUCUCCCGUAAUGCGGUGAUUUGUCAAAGAGACGGCCAACCAUGCCUAAUGUUCCGAGUCGGAGACAUGAGGAAGAGCCACAUCAUAGAGGCGCACGUUCGUGCACAGAUGAUAAAGCGAAAGGUGACGAGGGAGGGUGAACUCCUGCCAUUCUACCAGACAGAGUUGAGAGUGGGUGGCGAUGGGGAGGAGGACAAGAUAUUCUUUAUCUGGCCGACUACAAUCGUUCACAAAAUUGAUGAGCACUCCCCACUGUAUCAUCUCUCAGCCAGUGAUAUGCUCAAGGAACGCUUUGAAAUUAUCGUCAUGCUCGAAGGUGUGAUAGAGUCAACAGGCAUGACGACACAAGCCAGGAGCUCGUAUUUAGCAACGGAAAUACUCUGGGGUCACAGGUUCUCUCACAUUAUCACAUUUAAAAAGGAAACCGGUGAGUACGAAGUUAACUACAACCUCUUCAAUAACACAUACGAAGUGGAUACCCCUCUGUGUUCAGCAGCGGAACUUGAUCAGCUGAAAGCUCUGCAUCACGCCAAAGGAGAACGAAUGAGUUCAGCAACAUUUCCAGCAUACCGUGAAGAUUCAAGCAGCUCGUUGACAACGAGUUCCGGUUCUAGUUCAGCAUCAUCAUCUGGCGGUUUACACAUGCACUCACCAACACCACCUACGCCAAUUCCCGUAAUGAUAACUGGUCCAGACGAUUCACCAAGACGUAACAGUAUCAAUGUACAAGCGGAUCAGAGAUUAGCCAUGUUCUACACACACGAUGAGGAGGCAGACGAUCAAGCUGGUUGUAGUGGAGUUACACCGAAUGAGGGUGACCAGGAGGAUUACAAUACAGUCCUUCAGGACAUCAAUGCCAGUCUCAGAAGACAUCGCAGAGAAAGUAUUAAUUCUAGGGAUGAGAAAAAAAUUCCCAGGAAUGAGUCCAAAGCAAGCAUGAGAAAGCAUGAAUCGAAAUCUAGUUACGAUGGAAUGGAGAGAUCAUCAUCUGCCAGUGCCAUUAAAAAAUCCAUCUCAAGGGUUACUUUGGACUCAAGGCACACGAGAUUUGCAGACUCACCUCAACCCGAUGAACUCCCAAGCCACAUAGAAUCCAGUCUCGAUAAUAACCACAAAUCCGAUACCCACAGUAUGUUGAGCUACGUAGAUGAGGAUAAGAAGCCAAAGAAACUCAUACGGAUAUCACCACCCCCGCGACUCUUGCCAAGGCCAGAAGUUUCUGAUAUCAAAGCAACAAAUCAUUAUCCACAUCAUACUAAUCCGGAGGAGCAGGUCUGAAUUCAACCACUCGGAAUGCCUUCAGUUGAGAUUAUGACGAACGAUCUAAGGAUUAUUUGGAUGAGAUAAGAGGAAUGAUGCACAUGGUG
Fopius arisanus is the source of this 2641-nucleotide messenger RNA. Its product is annotated as G protein-activated inward rectifier potassium channel 3. Gene Ontology annotation, biological process: regulation of monoatomic ion transmembrane transport; potassium ion import across plasma membrane. The transcript has 10 exons. NCBI's taxonomy places the organism in Eukaryota, Metazoa, Arthropoda, Insecta, Hymenoptera, Braconidae. Gene Ontology annotation, molecular function: inward rectifier potassium channel activity. Gene Ontology annotation, cellular component: plasma membrane. The coding region runs from base 600 to 2552 and encodes 650 amino acids. The record is from RefSeq and is a predicted model, not a curated record.